AUGAGAUCAACCUUGGCAUCACUCGCAACCAGGCGAUUGGCCUGCAGAAGUGGUGCUCUGAAUAGGCACAAUGGCGGCACCUUUGCUGCUUUUCGGAGUCAUUACAGUUACGCCAACCCCGGUAAAUGGCAAUCCGACAGGAAGGACUAUCAUCGCCACGACUUUGAGGAUCGCGGCUACACGGUUGGGAUUGGCGGACCAGUUGGCAGUGGAAAGACUGCACUUGUAUUAGCAUUGACCAAACGAUUGGCCAAAAAGGUCCCUCUAGGUGUGGUCACCAAUGACAUCUUUACGCAGGAAGAUGCCGAAUUUCUGACUCGCAACAAAGCCUUGCCCUCUCAGUUUAUUCGCGCCGUUGAGACGGGUGGGUGUCCUCACGCUGCCAUUCGGGAGGACGUCAGCGCUAAUUUGACUGCGUGUGAAGACCUGACUGAAGUGUUGAAGAAGGAAAAUGCUGCUCAGUCGGCCCUCAUUCUCUGUGAAAGUGGUGGUGAUAACCUUGCUGCCAACUUUUCAAGGGAACUUGCCGAUUUGACCUUGUAUGUCAUUGAUGUUGCAGGAGGAGACAAGAUUCCUCGCAAGGGUGGACCUGGUAUCACACAGUCGGAUGUAUUGAUUAUUAACAAGAUUGACUUGGCGGAAGCAGUGGGCGCUGAUUUGGAAGUCAUGAAAACAGAUGCCGAUGUCAUGCGAUCCAAUGAUUCAGGGUCGGGUCCUACCAUUUUUGCUUCGGUCCGCAACGAUAUUUCAGUAGAGGACAUUGAGAAUUUCAUCAUGGAAAAUUACGCUGCUGCCACUAAGGGUAAUGCUGGAAAUCAAUAG
This is a messenger RNA of Cylindrotheca closterium, 822 nucleotides long. NCBI's taxonomy places the organism in Eukaryota, Bacillariophyta, Bacillariophyceae, Bacillariales, Bacillariaceae. The record is from the annotation of a GenBank genome assembly.